AUGUACGAAAUGUGCAGAAGCGAGCAGUCGGUCGCCGGAUGCAAGGAAGCGGUGCUUUAUCUGGAAAAUGCCUGCAACGAUUUUAAGUCUCUUAUCGAAACAAUCAAUGUCGAAAAGGAAUGGGCAAACAAAGAGCCGGAAAAGAGGUUGUCGGUGGCGUGGGAAAUCAGGAAAUCGAUGUCGUCGCCGAUUCCUGUCCCGAUUAAUGAGAAGCCGUUGCUACCAAUCUCGUCAAUGAUUGCUGAGGUUGUUCGAAAUGCGAAUCACGAUUGCCAGAAUUCCGAAGAAUCGCCUAAUCGGAAUCUGUCUUAUGCUAGAAUAACAGCAGCUGCUGCUGCCGUAGCUGUAGCGGCUGUAGCCGCUGAGCAGAACAUGAGCUCGUUGGCCGAGGAUGGAUGGCAGGUUGUUGGAGGGCGACGACGAAAAAGCACCUCAUCGACCACUGUCAGCGAGUUCGAUCGGGAGGUCAGCGUUGAGAAGGAGCAAGCACCAUCGGCACCGCUGAAUGUCUAUGAAAGAUUGUCCAGCUCAUCGUAUCGUCGAAAUACAACGAACUCGACAACGAAUCGCAGUUUGACACUGGAUUCCUCCGGAAUUUCUAGGCUGACAUGCCCUAGAAGCGCAAUGGAUCUGCCGCAAACUAAAGCGUCUAUGGCGAAAAUGGCGUACAGUCGGCAGCUUUUGUGGGAGAAGAAUCAGCAAUCGUUGGUGGAGAAGUUGCGAGCGCGCCAGAAGAGAGAGAAGAUGUCCAAUAGCCAUGUGCAGUCGACGUCGUCUCCGGGAAGCUCGAGGAGUCCGACUUGUGGAUUCACAUUCGCUGAUCCGCAAGCUGUUCGAAAGAGUGUGGAAGCAUUCAAUCAAAAGCGAAAAGCGGCACCUUCGAACCGGGACAAUAAUGCGGGACCAUCGAAUGCCGAUCCAAAUAGAUCACUGCAAUCGAUAAGUGAGCAUGAGCCGGGCAUGGAAGCGAGCAUCAACAGCGAUGAUGUUCCGGCCGAUCCGACCCCACCAGAUCCGCACGGAUGCACUAACACUUCAAAGAAUCUCGAGACCAGAUCUGAACCUGGCGGACGUGUACAAAACGAAAGAACGGAAUCGUCCCCUCACAACUCUUUAUUCGGUUAUAUUGGCUUGGAAAAUGAUGCGGAAUGGAGAGAAAUGACUGAAGAAGAAGAGUCGUUGGCGAUGGAAGAGAACAGUCUGAAACAAGAGAUCAAACAAGCCGAGGCGAUUUCGAUCGAUGCCGAAUUGGAACGGCAGGUGGCUGUGGAAGCCGACGGAUUGGAACGAGCGCAUCGGAAGGAAAAGAAGAAGACGAAUAAGAAGCAGACGAAAACCGAUUUAGAAAGCUUCUGCAAGGUUUUGGAAGAUGAAAUCAAGAGUCUCGCGAAUGUUGCCUGGUCCGAGCUGAUGAACAAUACGCCUCCGAUUCGAUCAACGAAUGUACACGAACCUGGCAGUUUUGCCGAGAAACACGAGAAAAUGAGUAGUCCCAGUCGACGACGUAGUCAGAAGGACGACGAUGAUCUUGGAAGGCGUCAUGAGUUGAAGCUGAAAAGAGCAGAAGAGCUUCGGCAACAACUUCAGGAAGCAAAAACUGCUAAAUUGAAAGAGCUGACGAGACGGGUUGAGGAAGUGCUGGCGAAGCAGGAGGCGUUGAAGGAGAGAAAACGGAGAAUGAUGGAAGAGCGAAUGCAAAGAGCUACGGAGAAUCGCGAUAAAAACAUAUCGGAAGUGAUUCGGAAAGCGAAGGAUGAUGAUCAACGAGUGAUGGAAGUCAAGUUCAUUGCAACACUCCAGGAAGAGAAUAAGAGGCAAGAUCUUAUAAUGAAGGAUGCCAGCAAUGAGGAAAAACAGAAACAAUUAGCCGAUGAACGUGCGCGGAAGAAUGAGGAGAAGGCGGCAAAGAAGAGAGAACAAGAAGCUGCGGCGGUGACGCGACGAAAGCAAGCCGCUGAAGCUCGUCAAAAUAAGAUUCGCCAAUUGAAUGAGCAGAAAGAAGCGAAGAUGGCGGCGAAGGAUGUCGAGAACAAAACUCUCGACGAACCCGAGGUUGAUUUUCUGACAAGGGUCGUGAAAUUGCUUGAAGAGGACACCAAGACGAGCGUGAUGAUCGGCGAUCUGUUGUCGACGGAGAAACACCGAAGGAAUUGCCACUUGUGCUCGUUUGUGGUUGAUUCGGAUUUUGAAGCGAUUUCGCACAUUUUUGCGCCGACUCAUCAACUGAAAACGACGGUUUUGCGGAAUGGAGCAACGCCAGAUGAAAUUAAGAAUCAUCUAAAUUACGCCUUCAAACCGACGAGCCUUGAAUUGAGUUCGGCUCUGUCGAAAGAUGAUCGAGAAGAGCAGAUGAUGAGAUCCAGAGAGAUAUUAGAGAAAAUACAAAUCAAAGAAUCUGUGCCGAUUCCAUUGUCUUCUCCGAGGAAUCGCACGAAAUUUAUUCGCGAGCUUCUCGAUUUAUUGGAAAAGUUUUCUUCUUCCAAAUUGCCAAUCGAUGAGCAACUUCAGUCGGAUGUUGAGAAAUCGCUAACAGAAAUUCUCAGCGCGAUUGAAGCCGAUGAGAAAAACGAUUGUUUUGUGAAUUUGGAGCAACUUUGUGCCACUGGAAUUGUGCCAAAACUUGUCGAUUUCCUUCUGGAAUGGACAAGUAAAGGAGCUUCUUUACGACUGUGCAUCCGAUUCUCACAUGUGCUAUCUCGGGUUGUUCAAGACGCCAGAGUGUCAUAUUCAAUUAUUUUUAAGCCAGAGCUUCUGAAAAUCCUGGAGAGAAUUGUGUUCUUAAGUGAUCCUACAAAUCUUCAACUUUCCUCACUUCUAGAUUGCCUAUGUGCAUUAUUGAAGUGUUCGGCCAAUCGAAUAAAUGAGAAGCAGCGACGCUGGAGAGAAUUGUACUCAUUGGAUGAAAAAAUCUCAACGAUUAUUCGUGCGAUUGCCGGAUUCCUGACAUUCUCUUUGGAGCCGGCCGAUAUGGAGAACGCACUUGAAAAAUGUCGCGGUAGUGUGCUCAUUGGUAGAAUUUUGACACUUUCGGAGUUUUUGGCGCGAAAUGAUAAUGAAAUUGGCUUCAAAUUUCUUUCGUCGAAUGUGAAAAUCGCUUCCGCGCAUGCAUACCGUCAACGAAAAUCGGAAAAUAUGAAGGUUUAUUUGGAUCUGAUCCAGUGUUUUGUGAAUGUUUGGCACGGAUUUGAAUGUCGAAAUGUCACAAAGAUGAAUGACGAUGAGCUGAAAUUGUGUCAACAAUUGACGGAAUUCGUCAAACAUUCUGAAAUCCAGUUAGAGCCAUCAAAUAUGGAAAAUUAUGGAGAACAAAUUGAGACUUCAAACCUUAUUGCUUGCAUGAAAAUUGUGGGAUUCGACGAGCGAAUCGAAGCGAUUAUUGAAAAAUUUGAAGAUAGUUUUUCAAAGAUUUACUCGUCGAUUCUGUCAUUUUCUCUAGCAUGCUGGAAACGAAGCGAGAAAUCGAAAAAUGAUGAAAUCAAGCGAGGCCGAAUGGCUCUCAGAUUAUUGGUGAAUUUAGUUGGAAGAUCGUCGAAGUUUGCUGAGAAUAUUUCGAGUUGCCACGUGGAUUUGAUUGAAAGUUUGUUAGCGAUCGAAAUUUAUAAUGUUGAGAUAUUCCAUCUUCUUCUCAAAACUGCCAAUAUUUCGUUUAUGGAAUUUCAAAAAAACAAGCGAUAUUCGAAAUUGCAUGUCUUGCUUAUCGAUGCAUUUUAUCGGGCGAAUCAGAAGAUUGUUGAAAAAGACGAUGUGAAAGACAAUGAAGCAUCGACAAUACUUGCGUACUUUUCAAUUCUAUUGGAGAAGGAUUAUGCUUUUCUCGCCAACUCCUAUGCUGAAAUUGAGUUCAAUUCAUUUUCGAAACUUCUCGAAAUGACCGAAUUGAUCAUCGAAUCCACAGAAACUCGUGUUCAUUCCAACAAUAUGCUUUUUGUUCUCAAUCUUCUCGAACUCAUUUGCUAUGAUUUCGCGACGUUUUUGACAGUGAAGAACACGGAGCAACGAAAGAGCCACACAAUAUUUGUGCUCAAAAUUCUUGUAGAGAUUGUUGGUUUACUAUGCACAAAAACUGAAAUGACAUCACAUAUGAUGGAGCAGACGACAGCAAUCGAUUGUGUUGUUGAUGUUCUCGAUACGAUUUUGCAUGGUGAAGCUCUUUUCGGAGAAUAUCGGAACAGUCAUCCGGAAUUUCCCGAAAUGCCGCCCGAUGAGCCGAAAUUCGCCGAAUUGCGCAAAGCAAUCCGAGAGGAAAAGCGAAUUCAAGAUGCUCGAAACAAGCAACCGGAUAAGCCAAUUUUGCCGACCCCUUCGCGUAUCGAACGAAUUCAGGAGAAUUCGUCGCUCACGGAACUUGCCCAAGUGUUUUUGAAUUCAUACAAAAAUAUUGGGGAACAUUAUGGAGAAAUUGGGGAGCUCAAAUUGAAUUGCCUCCAAACGAUAUCUCAUCUUUGCGAUAACUCGCAGUUCAAUAAACGCGCAUGCAGUCAGAAUCGAAGAUGUGCGAUACUAUCGGUUUUGCAGUGCACAUUGAGACGGCCAAUGUAUUUCAUGGAAAGCUAUGCGAUCCAAAAAUGGGCGAUUUUCUGCGUACGCCAACUCACCGAUGAUUCUGUGGAGAACAAGGAGAUCAUUCUGAAUUUGGAGGAUCCGAAAACGCCGAUUAUUGACAAGGACAAACUGUUGAAGGAAUUUGGACUCAAGACAGUUUAUGAUAAGAAUAAUAUUCGGAGAAUUAUGGAUUUCAAUUUUGCCGAUAUGGAGAAGUCGGUUUACGGCGGCAACAUUGAGGAGGACGAGGAAUUGCUCGCCGAGCUCGCCGCAAUACAGGCGGAGGAGAUGGGGGAAACGAGACGAAGAGCUGCACCGUCGGCACCGACUAGACGAGCAAUUCCAGCCGCUGCUCCGCCUACUGACGUUCCCGGUGUCGAUCCUCGUGUUCUUGCUGCCGCACUUGCUGAUGCGCCUGGAGACGUUGAUGAUGCGAGCCUUGAAGAGGACCCGGAACUUCUUGGCGAACUUGCCGGUCUGGUUGGCGGCGAAUCGCCAGCACCGCCGCCGCCGCCGCCAACACGAGCCGCCCCACCGCCAACACAAGCAGCCCCUCCUGUUCCAGCACGUUCAGCUCCUCCCGCCGGUCCAGCUCCGAGCGUCGGAAUCGAUCAUGCUCAAUUAUCGCACUUAAGACAGCUUCAUGAUGUUUAUCACAAAAUGUUGAAAUCGGCGGAACAGGGCGGUGAGGGCGCAAAAGCGCGAAGGUACAAAAGAGCCGUCGACAAAUUGGCCGACUUAAUGCGCGCCGUUGAAAGAGGACGAAAAAUUGAUCCAGCUGAGAUCCCGGUAGCCCCGCCCAACUUUGUGCCGACCCCCUUCACUGAGACAUCGAUUCCACAAUCAGCGCAUCAUCCUCCAGCGCCGUCGAUACGUGAAGCUGCCUCAACAGCUCCGCCACCAGUGCCAGCUCGAAAUCCACCGCCGCCAAUUCCGGCCAGGAAUCCGCAACCACCGGCGGAUCCCAAGAAAGCGGAAAUCUUCAAAAUUCUUAACCAUCGAAGAGACCUUUAUGUCGCGAAUGGAAAAGCUGCGAUUGCUGCUCAUGACAAAGAGGCCGCGAAGGAAUUUGUCGCGAUGGCCAAGUCGUUCGAUCAGGCUAUCGCUGCGUUGGAUCAAGUGUCCGCUGAUGAGAUGGAUCUGAAUGAGGUGCCGCCAUCACCUCCACCAUACCGCAAACAUUCUGCUGCCUCGUCGUCAGCGCCGUCGCCAGCACCUCCACCGGCAUCGUCUGCCGAACCUUCUACAGGUCCGCGAGCUCCGGCUGCUCCAGCUCCAGCUCCUUCACAAAAACAACCGUCGACAUUCAUGGAAGCCCUCGAAUUUCGUCGUCAGCGAUAUGUGCAAAUGGCGACGAAAGCGAAACAAGACGGGAAUGAAAGAAAAACGCGAAUGAAUCAGAGGCUCGCCGGACAGUACGCAGAAGCGAUAAAAGAGGCGAAAGCAGGACGACCGGUGAACAUUGGCGAGCUUCCGACGCUGCCUGACAUGCCGCCAUUGCCGCCGCAAAACACUGCGCCAGCACCGAAAGGACCGCCUCCAGGAUUGAAACCGCCACCUGAAGUUGGACCCCUGGCACCGUCUGGUGUUGCUGGAAAAUCGCGAAACUCGUCUCAAUUGGAGUUUUUGAUUCAACGACAAACCGAAUUCAAACAAGCAGCUCUUAAUGCCAAGAAUCGUGGGGAUAUCGAAAGAGCGAAAAAAUAUCUGAUGGAAGCCAAGGGAUUUGACAAAAUGAUUCAAGCGGCCCGAGCUGGCCUUCCAGUCAGCAUCAAACAGACCCCGAUUCCGCCGCAAUCGAAGACGACCGAAGCGGCACUUCAGCCUCGGAUUCAGCCGAGUACGAGUAGCAGCACUGGACUCGAGAAUCGCGGAGAACGAUUGGCGCUUCUCGAGAAGACGCUGAUUGAGCAGGUUCGAUUGGCGGAGACGAAUCAGAUGAGAUUCACGCGACUCGGCGAUGUUGGCAAAGUGCGAUUGUUCGAGAGCUGGGCGAAAGCGUCGAUACAAGAUCUUCUGUUGAUCAGAGCUGUUGCCCAACAGGGUCUCAAUCUGCCCAAAUUUCACUACGAGAAAAGACAUAUUCCAUCUGCGGACUUGUUUCCGGAUCUCGCUGAAGACGCUCUUGAGCUCACUAUCACGAAAUGUCGAGAUGUUCCGCUUCCGUCGGGAUACGAGCCCCACCAUGCGAAUAUUUAUGUGAAAUACUGUUUCCCGUUUCCGACGGAGAAGCCGCAGGAAGGAAAAACGAAGACCGUUUCGGGAACCUGCUCACCAGAAUUUAAUGAAAUUGUCAUGCUGAACAUCGGAAGCGGUAAAUUGAGGAACUCGAAAUUGCAGCGGGCGUUCAAACGAGGCGGAAUGAAAUUUGAGGUUUAUCAGAAGGGCGGCUUCAUGCGCAGCGACAAACUAUUGGGAACGUGCGAAUGGAAAUUGGAGCAAUUGGAAAGCUCGGCGGAAGUUGAGGAAUCGCUUCCCCUCAAGGAAGGUCGAAAGGCGAUUGGUGGACUUGCGUCGGCGAGAAUUCGAAUUCGUGAGCCGAUUGGCGACGCGAAAGCUCAAACUCAGGAGCACAAAUGGCUUGUUUUGGAUAAUUAA
This is a messenger RNA of Caenorhabditis bovis, 7140 nucleotides long. Lineage: Eukaryota; Metazoa; Nematoda; Chromadorea; Rhabditida; Rhabditidae. The record is from the annotation of a GenBank genome assembly.